AUUAAAUCCUAUUCUAUACAAUGGGCAGCAAGAAUGACAUGCAGACAGACAUUCUCGAUUUAUUUCGAGAUAAAAAGUUAGUGAAAAUAUGCGCGCCCAUGGUACGAUACAGCAAAUUACAGUUUAGAAACCUUGUUAAACUGUAUAACUGUGAUUUAACAUUUACUCCUAUGAUUUUAGCAGAUUCUUUUUGCCAGAGUGCAAAAGCCAGGCGUAAUGAAUUUACCACAAAUUCUUUAGACACUCCUGUUGUUAUACAAUUUGCAUCAAAUACUGUGUAUGAUUUUGUAGGUGCAGCAUAUUUAGCUUCACCACAUUGUAACGGAGUAGAUUUGAAUUGUGGUUGUCCACAGAGAUGGGCAAGAGAGCAAGAAUUGGGUUGUGAAAUGUUAAAGAAACCAGAAUUAAUUUAUGAUAUGGUUCGCCAAUGCAGAAAUCAUAUUUUGAAACCUUUCACUGUAAGUGUAAAAAUGCGACUGCUAUAUGAUGAAAAACAAACUGUUAAUAUUUGUAAACAAUUAGAAAUGUGUGGUAUUAGUUUUUUAACUAUUCAUGCUCGUACUCCUUACCAAAAUGUAGGAGAUAUUAACAAAGACACUUUAAAGUUAAUAAAUGAUACUUGUUCUUUACCUGUGAUAGCUAAUGGAGGUGUGACAACAUUAGAUGAUUGUUAUAAAUUACAAGAUUAUACAGGAUGUAAGGGUGUAAUGGUUGCAAAUGGUAUCCUGACUAAUCCUACAAUCUUUGCCGGAAACUUAGAAACAACUCUGGAUUGUAUACAAAACUGGUUAGAUAUUUGUUAUAAUAGUACUUUGACGAUGGAUCAAUAUCUUAAGGAAAGCAACAAGCCUAGUCAAAUGAUUCAAGAAAAGCCAUAUAAUUUAAUAUAUCAGUGCUUCCAUCACCAUUUAGUGUUUAUGUUGGAGAGGAUAUUGCCAAGGAAGCAGAAAAGAUACUUCAAUAAUUUAAAGACUUUUAAAAGUGCUCUAGAAUUUUUAGAUGAUUAUUUUCAUUUAAAACCUAGAUUAUUUGAACUUGACAAAUAUUUACAAUACACAAAUUGUAAUGUAGAUUAUUCAGGUAGGGAAUUAUUAUAUCAAGAUUUAAAGCCAGCUAAUUUGGCUACAAAUGAAGAAUUUAACCUAUAUAAUUCAGAAAACACAGCUGGACAGUAUUUUACAUCAAAAACUAACACUGAUAGUUGUGAUUGGUCAGACAUAUUUCUUGAAAAUGGUUAAUGUAUAAUUUAAUUUUGGUUUAGAAUGAAAUAAAACAAUUGUAUUAUAUAACAAUGGUUAUAAAAAAGAAGAGAUAUAUUCUGUCAGUUUGUAUAUAAGAUUUCUGGUAACUGAUCCAGCGGCUGCUGAAAGUAAAAUAAUAUAUUG
Molecule: messenger RNA, 1385 nt
Organism: Diabrotica balteata
Lineage: Eukaryota; Metazoa; Arthropoda; Insecta; Coleoptera; Chrysomelidae
Source: the annotation of a GenBank genome assembly